Molecule: messenger RNA, 1353 nt
Organism: Sparassis crispa
Lineage: Eukaryota; Fungi; Basidiomycota; Agaricomycetes; Polyporales; Sparassidaceae
Exons: 9
Coding region: 1-1353 (450 amino acids)
Biological process (GO): negative regulation of gene expression via chromosomal CpG island methylation; protein ubiquitination
Molecular function (GO): ubiquitin protein ligase activity
Source: RefSeq, a predicted model, not a curated record
AUGCCUAAGUAUCAGCCUCCUCGGCACAAGCGAACUCACGAUCCGUGUGUGUUCGGUCACAUUCCCGACGUUCCAGUGGGCACGGCCUUCCGCUCAAGACAGGAGUGCAAUGACUUUAGCGUGCACGCCGGGAUACUGCAAGGGAUCCAUGGCCGCAAGGACGAAGGUGCAUUUAGCAUCGUCAUGUCUGGAGGUUAUGAAGACGACGAAGAUACGGGAUAUUCGUUCACAUAUACUGGAUGCGGAGGACGGGACCUCGGUGCUGAGAAUAAGGCUCGUGAAGGUCCGCAAGCUUACGAUCAAUCGUUUGAGAACAAUCCGAAGAACAUGUCGCUGAAGGUGUCUUCAAUGACGAGAAAGCCGGUGCGUGUUGUGAGGGGAUUCCAACUUCAUUCUGAUUUUGCGCCUGCGGAAGGGUAUCGGUACGAUGGCCUCUACGUCGUUGAAGCCGCUUGGCGGGAAAUGGGAAAGGCUGGCCACCUAGUUUGCAAAUAUCGCUUCCGUCGCCUUGACGGCCAGCCGACUAUUCCUAGAAAGGAGGGGACUCUUCAUCUCAAUUUACCGAAGAGACGUGUUACAGCUUCCGCGAGAGAAGCACUGCCCGUCUUUAAGGACGAGAGGCCCGUCAUUGAAAAGAAGACACUUACCGAGAGGAAGCCUCUCCCCUUUCAACGAAAGCUUAUUAUUAUUGGGCCGUCAACCGUCGAAAGACUCGGCCAACCACUUGGUGCGAAGCCUUCCACGAUCAAACGAAGGCUAAUUACUACCAAGCCCUCCUCUAUUGGACAAAAACCAUUAAUGGUCAAAAAGUCGCCGAAUGCCACUGCAGGUAGCUCUAAGAGCAACACCUCCGCUGCAGGUAGCUCUAAGGGCAAUCCCUCUGGCAUUGGUGAUUGUUCCCCGUCGACAUCCGCUCCUGAUUUCGCCCCUCCAGCUUGGCGCUCAUUAAAAUUCAAGAAGCUUCCGAGACCUGAAGACGAGCCUCCUCUACAUGAUCGCUCUUCAGUUGUUCCACAUCGUCCCGAAGCCGGUGAUAUUAAACCUUUAAUGAGGCUGGGAUAUUCUUCCGAGGCCGCUACCCCCGGUACCAAUCUUCUGCUUGUACCACGCGAAAUUCCGCGAUCGCACCGGGGGAACGCACAGCUGGGAGAUCCUACAAGGCAAGGUGCAUCGUCAGUGGUAGAGGGAAAGAGGCCUUCGGGGGUAAUUGAGCCGGUAGUGGUGCAGCGCCCCCAAGAGACGUCUCUUGGUUCCUCCAGCGCGGUCCCUGAUGAUGACGCUAUGGAGGUUGACGAUCCUGCUGACUUCCCCUCGAUAGAUGCGACGGAGUUGAUGUGGCCCGAGGAAUCAUAA